AUUAUUUCGGACAUUUUUUGGUUUCUGUUUGUCUUUGGCUUGGUAAUUGGAAGUUUUUUGCUCCGGGAACCUAUAAAAUUGAAGGUUUGUUUUGUAAUUAUUAUAAUUAUUGUUGUUGUUAGAACGACAUUUGGUCGACUAUUUGUGAAUUGCGAAUAAACUUGGUACCUGAUUUGGUUUUUGGUUCUGUUGUUAAUUUGGGUUCGUAAAUUACAAAUAGAUCGACAUACCGUACUUCAAUAACGGGAAGGAGCAAAAACUUGGACGUAACAUAAAGUUCUUCAAUUUUGGUUCUGUUGUAAUACAUUGGAUUCGUCUGGACAUUUUGGGUCCAAUAUUUGGUCAUAUUGGUCGAAUUCGCUUGGAUUAAUUCUUAUUAGUUUUGGUAACCGAUUCUUUCGAACAAAGGCAUACGAUGGAAACGAGAAGCAAAAAACCGAAAGAAAAUGACGAAAUGGAUGGUAAAAUUUCUAAAGCUGUCUGUGGUAUGUCUGAAUUUAUUGAUGAUAAACGUGAUGAUAUUAGUGUUAAUAGUAUGUCCUCAGCUCAGUUUAGUACUUCUAGAUUGAGGUUAGAUAAAGCAUUACUAAAGAAGAAAAUUUUGGAAAAGAGGCUUGAGUUAGAAAGGCAGCUUAAGAUGUUAGAACUUCAAGAGGAGGUUGAUAUGGCCGAAUUGGAAUGUAAGGUCAUAGAAAACGAUAACAGACUGCCAGUAGACAGGUCUGAGACAAAUGCUAAGGUGGAAAGGUACUUGGAUUGUGACACUGCGUAUAAUAAGCAUUCCGGGGAGGUAUUUAACAACACAAAAUGCGAUUGGAUUAAUGAAUUAAAGGAUACGUUACGUACUACGGUUAAUAGUACGGUCUUGCCUAAGAUUGAUAUGAUGUUUUUUGAUGGACAACCGAGCCAGUACCACCGAUUUAUUAGUCAGUUUACAAGCAUUAUCGAGAGUAAACUGUCUGACAAAUGCCAGUUGUUGUCAUAUUUGUCAUACUAUUGUAAAGGAAAGGCCAGAACGGCUAUUGAAGCUUGUAUUUCUUUGCCCAGUCAUUUGGGUUACGAUAGAGCUAAACAAAUUUUAUAUGAUCUAUUUGGUAAAGAACACCUUGUCGCUCGUAAUCUUAUUACUGAAUUACUCAACCACAAAUCUGUUGAAGGAUCCGCCGAUGGUUUAACUGACUUCGCAAUUAAGCUACGUAAUGUAUGCAUAACGUUGAAGGAAAUGGGGUAUAUGUCUGAUGUGAAUUCUACGGCUAAUCUGGAAAUAAUUGUGUCACGUUUACCUUUAGAAUUGCAGAAUAAAUGGGUGGAAGCUGCCGAUAGGAUCAUGAUGGCUGGUAGGGAGCCGAUCUUUGAAGAAUUAGUAAUGUUUGUAGAAGAAAGAGCCAGGAUUGCUCGAUCACGUUUUGGUAGAUUGGUACAUUGUAACUCAAAGUUCCGUAAAGGUAAUUAUGAAGGCCACGUUGAUAGAAGAUCACGCCUCAAUGUAGUUAAGCGGGAACCAAGCACUUCACUCAAGACUUUAAGUUGCGAAAUUUGCUUUGGUCAUCACAAAGAGAAAGAUUGUAUGAAGUUAUCGAAAAUGAAUGUUACAGAAAGAAGACUGGAAGUUAGAAGACGGGGUCUAUGUUACCUGUGUUUAAGGAAGGGUCACAUAGCCAAGUCGUGUAACUCGGACAUAAGGUGUGACGUUGAUAAUUGUAGGAUUCGGCAUAAUCCAUUAUUACAUAUUGAUGCUAAUAAUAAACAUAUGGUGAACUUUGCUAAGGAUUUCAACUCCUCAAAGGUUUGUUUGGGUAUUAUUCCGGUUAGACUAUACGGCCCCAAAGGAUGUUUGGAAACAUACGCCCUUCUAGACAGUGGUUCAGAUACCUCUAUUGUAUGUGAAGAGUUAAUUAAUCGGUUGGGUAUCGAAGGUAAGGAGACUUCGAUAAGGGUGACGACUGUGAAUGGAACUUCUACUUGUGAGUGUUUGGAAGUAAAUUUAGAGGUAUUUUCGUUAGAUCAACGGGGUUCUAUAAAGAUCAACAAGGCUUAUACGACCAAGAAACUUCCGAUCGAUUAUGCAGAACCUUUAACCGAACUCCAGCUGAGAAGGUGGAAACAUUUAAGGGACAUAACCCUUCCGAGGUUGCAAAGUAAUCUGGUAGGAAUAUUGAUUGGGUGUGAUGCUCCUGAUGCACAUUGGGUCCUUGAACAACGCCUGGGUGAUAGGAAGCAUCCGUUUGGUGUGCGUACUCAUCUCGGUUGGAUGAUUUUAGGUCCUAAAGGAGUAUCGAGGUCUCUACAUCAAGUUCAGUGGUGUCAUUGUUCUACUAAUGAUAUUUUGCGAGAUAUAGAAAGAUUAUAUAAUCAUGAGUUUGAGGAUGCAGAUGUGUUUCGUAAUGAAUAUUCUGUCGAAGAUAAAAGAGCUCUGGAAAUAGUUAAUAAUUCCUUUAGACUGGAGGGUGGCCAUUUCCAAGUUGGUCUACUGUGGAAGUAUGAUAAGCCAAGACUACCGAAUAAUUUGGAACUAGCGGAACGCAGACUAGAGUGUUUAAGGAAGAGGUUUAUGAAGGAUAAUAGUCUUCUGGAGAAAUAUCAAGCUGUAAUGAAUAAGCAUUUAAGUAAGGGCUACAUCAUUGAAGCUAGUAAGGAGGGAUUUGACCGUGAUGCUGUUUGUUGGUAUAUUCCUCAUCAUCCUGUUAUCAACCCUAAAAAGCCUGGAAAAUUGAGAAUUGUUUUUGAUUGUGCAGCUGUCUAUCAAGGUUGCUCUCUUAAUGAUCAGCUUUUGAGAGGACCAAAUACUGUAAAUAGUUUAAUUGGUAUACUUCUACGAUUCAGAUUAGGUAACGUAGCAUUAGCCGCUGACAUCGAGGAGAUGUUUCUUCAAGUAAAGAUCCCGAGACAAGAUAGAGGAGCGUUUCGACUAUUGUGGUGGGAAGACGGUGAUAUAAGACAAAGGGCUAAGGAAUACUGUUUAACAGUCCAUCCGUUUGGAGCCGUGUCCUCUCCUUUUUGCGCUAAUUUCGCUCUUAGGAAAUCGGUAGAUAUAUUCGGUAAAGAAUUGAAUAAAAAUGUUCGAGAAGUCGUAGAUAAGAGUUUCUAUGUCGACGACUAUUUAGCCUCAAUCGAUAAUGUGCAGGAUGCAAUCGAGCUUGCAAAAGCCCUAGGUUUACUCCUCAGAAAAGGUGGAUUCAGACUUACCAAGUGGAUAAGUAACUGUUUACAGGUUCUCGAAUCAAUUGAUCCAGAUGAGAGAGCAGAGGCCGUAAGAGAAAUUGACUUUGAGAGGCUUCCUACGGAACGCACAUUGGGAUUAUUUUGGAAUACUAUAGUUGAUGCGUUUGAAUUUAAAGUUCGCGUACCGAAACGCCCCCUCACUAGGCGAGGUAUAUUGUCGAGUGUAGCCUCACUUUACGAUCCCUUGGGAUUGUUAGCACCAUUUAUACUUCCUAUGAAGCAGUUACUUCAGCGCUUAAGUAAGUUGGGACUAGGAUGGGACGAAGAGAUUCCAAGUGAGGAAUGCAAACGCUGGUUAGAGAUUCUAAGUGAACUUCAGAGGGUUGAGAACGUUAGUUUUCCACGUUGUGUAUUGUUUCCACAAUCAGAUCGCUCGCUUCUGGAACUUCAUAUUUUCUGUGACGCCUCGGAAAUUGGAUAUGGUGCAGUGGCAUACAUCCGAUCUUGCAUCCUUGACACUGGAAUAUAUUCUCGUCUUAUUACGGCUAAAGCAAGAGUAACCCCCUUGAAGGUUCAAACUAUACCGCGCUUGGAACUUACUGCAGCAGUGUUAGCAGCGCGUAUGGGGUCCCAGCUGCAGUCCGAGUUAGAUAUUAAGUUUGCAGAAGUUAAGUUUUGGACGGAUUCCAUGAUUGUCUUACACUAUAUUAGAAAUGAGAAAAGCCAGUUUAAAACAUUCAUAGCAAACCGGAUUUCGACUAUUCACAGUCUUACUAAGGUGGACCAAUGGAGAUUCGUACCUUCUAAGGAGAACGUAGCAGACUUUGCAUCCAGAGGGGUAGGGUUCAACAUCGAUCAUGUCAAGGUAUGGGAGGAAGGACCUCACUUUUUGAGGAAGCCUAAGGAGUGUUGGCCUGAUGCAAAUGUACAAGAUCCUGAACCCCAUCUCUUGGAAUUAAAGAAGGCAAUGUCUAUGCAUGUAAUGGUUGGAGAAUCCACUGUUGAUCUACUUAUUAAUUAUUAUUCAGAUUGGACUAGAUUACUUAAGGCUGUUGCAUGGAUGAUCCGAUUUAAGCAAUAUUUGUUAAUAAUGUAUUCUGGCAGAGGUGAUCUAUCCCUACAGGUGGGUAUGCUCAGAGUUGAUGAACUAAAUUUAGCUUGUUUAGAUUUAAUUCGAUAUGUCCAAAGCAUAGUAUUUCGGAAAGAGAUUGAAAUGUUGUCGUCUGAUAACAUUAGCAAGGUGAAAAUAACGAAUUCACCCUUACGAAUCUUAAAUCCAAUGAUCAUAGACGGAUUAUUGUGUGUCGGUGGUCGACUUCAAAUUAGUUCCUGGUCCGAGUCGAGGAAGCAUCCCAUAAUAUUACCAUCGAAGCACACAAUUACAAAUUUGAUUCUACGGUAUUAUCAUGUUUUGGAGGGACAUGUCGGAGCUACACAGGUAAUGGCGACGGUCAGAGAAAGAUUUUGGGUGCUGAGGGGCGGUGUGGCCAUGAGGAGAGUGAUAAAGGAUUGUGUUUAUUGUAAAAGAAGGAAUGCUCGUCCCAUUCAGCAACUAAUGGCGCCAUUACCUCCGGUCAGGAUAGAAGGAGGUGACUAUCCGUUCUUAUCAGUUGGGGUAGAUUAUUUUGGACCCCUUAUGGUCAAACAUGGUAGAAAUACUGAGAAGCGGUAUGGUUGUGUAUUCACUCGUUUAAAAUUGAGAGCCGUGCAUCUGGAGGUGGCAUAUAGUUUUACGACCGACUCAUUUAUCAUGGCACUAAUGAGAUUUGUCAGCAGGAGAGGUUAUUCAAAGGAGAUCUUCAGUGAUAAUGGAUCAAAUCUAGUGGGGGCUGAACAUGAACUAAGAAAAUGUCUUCAGGGUUGGGUACAGGAACGUAUACACUCUGAUUUGCUAAAAAAGGGGAUUGACUGGCAUUUCAAUCCUCCGGCUGCUAGUCAUUGGGGAGGAGUGUGGGAGCGCAUGAUUCGCUCUGUACGUAGGGUAUUGAGUACUCUUGUAAAGGAACAACCUUUAACAGAUGAAUGUCUUGAAACUUUCAUGACAGAGGCUGAACGUAUAAUUAACAAUCGACCUUUGGUUCCCGUUACAGACGACCCGAAGGAUCUUGAUGCAAUAACACCAGCGAAACUAUUACUAUUGCGAGAGAAUGUUGCAGAAUUCGCUAACACUCUAUCUAAUGACAGGUAUUCUAAGAGAUGGAAGCAAGCGAAUUAUUUGGCACAAGUAUUUUGGAGACGUUGGUCUAAGGAAUAUGUAUCACUAUUGCAGCGUCGUUACAAGUGGACACAACUAGAGAGGAAUAUACGUGAGGGUGACUUAGUAAUGAUAUGUUCUGACUUUUCCGAGAAAAACAAGUGGCCCUUAGGUCUAGUACAAAGAGUGAUACCAAGGAUAGACUAGUAAGACAGGUAGAACUGAGGACGAGAAAGGGUAUUCUAGUGAGAGAUAUACGUAAACUGUGUCUUCUUGAAGCGGUAGAUGGUAGGUAGUUAAUCGGAUCCCUAGGCGUACUGGUGUAAGUCCUAGGGAUCACGAGAUUGUCGGUAUAUUGAAUGUUUGUUGUUGAUUGCUUGUGAUGCACAUACUUGGAUCGCUGUUACCUAUUUUGUCUGUGAAAAGAACCAAGGUUCUUUUGGUCGGGAGUGUUACGGGAGAACUGAAGACAUUUGGCUGAUUAAAAACUUUAUAUUAAAUAUCAUUAAUUUCACUGGUUUUUGGAUGUAUUUGUUUCACUUAACUUCUGAACUUGUUUGUUUAUAUCAUUAUUUCGGACAUUUUUUGGUUUCUGUUUGUCUUUGGCUUGGUAAUUGGAAGUUUUUUGCUCCGGGAACCUAUAAAAUUGAAGGUUUGUUUUGUAAUUAUUAUAAUUAUUGUUGUUGUUAGAACGACAUUUGGUCGACUAUUUGUGAAUUGCGAAUAAACUUGGUACCUGAUUUGGUUUUUGGUUCUGUUGUUAAUUUGGGUUCGUAAAUUACAAAUAGAUCGACAUACCGUACUUCAAUAACGGGAAGGAGCAAAAACUUGGGCGUAACA
Molecule: messenger RNA, 6196 nt
Organism: Schistosoma spindalis
Lineage: Eukaryota; Metazoa; Platyhelminthes; Trematoda; Strigeidida; Schistosomatidae
Source: the annotation of a GenBank genome assembly